Molecule: messenger RNA, 2539 nt
Organism: Oldenlandia corymbosa var. corymbosa
Lineage: Eukaryota; Viridiplantae; Streptophyta; Magnoliopsida; Gentianales; Rubiaceae
Source: the annotation of a GenBank genome assembly
AUAGUUUUAUUUCCCAAUGUAGAACUACUGUCUCAAUGAUAAUGAUUAAAUCAUGAUUUAAUUUCUAAGAAUACAACAAAACCUGUGAAGACUUUGCUGAUGAGAGGCACGAGAAAAACCAUAAAAUACGACAACGAAUACACGUGAAAAAUUAACCGCAUCCACAAGAAAUUGUACGAGUUUUCUUAAAUCACAAGGAUAAGAACAUGUAAAAAUCUCAGCUGAAUUUAUUGCAAACAACAAAAACGUCAAAGCCUUCCCGUCACUCAUGCAGCCACAAAUCUCUUCCCUGUACCACAAGUUUCCUUUCCAAGACAAAGAAAACCACCGUCGCGGACAAAACCAUCUCCAUUAAUCUCUCCAAACCUCACAACCUCAUUUCCUGUUAUCCAUUUCCCAGUUAAUCUCUCCGUCCUAAAAUUAUUGUCCAGUUUAGAUUUUCGCUAUUAGUUAAAUUUAUACUAAAAAUGAAAAAAUUUCGGAACGGAGAAAGUAUAUAAUAAUCCCCCACAAUGCCUUCAUCAUCUUCAAACCAGACAGCCACCAUUAAUUCAAUACUCCCUCCAGUACCAGAAUUCUUCAGCUUUCAAAAAAGAAAUACAGUAAUUAUGGAUGUAUGGUCAUGGAUAUGUGAGCUUCCUGAAUCGGAAUCCUGGAAUGAAAACGGCGAAAACUCACUCAGUUUCGAACUCGCAACUCAUCUUCGCCAUUCGAUGAAGCUAAAAGCUGAGAGAACAUUGGCUAAACCGUCCGAUGACGACUCAUCAGAGGCUUCUCUCUUGCUCUCAUUCUCACUUCAGUACUUCUCCUCCUCCUCCCCCAGUAAUGAAGAAGCCGACCCGAAGAGUUCCGAAACGACUCUUUGGGUUUCCGAGAAAUGUAACCUUUCUCAAGAUCAACCUUUCUUGCCUCUCGUCCUCCAAAUCCUCCAAGAAAUCAUUUCACGUGCACCCAACUAUCCGGGUUACGAUUGUUCCUCGUGCCCGCGCUCGCAGCUCCAGACCCUGAAACCCGAACCCGUUUCGUGGAUCCUGGAUUCCCACUCCCAAGAAUCAUUCUCCAGUUUCUUCAACCUCAUCUUCCUGACCCGACUCUUCUGGUUAUGCGUCUUCGAAGCCCCAUCCGAAGUGGGCUCUCUUUACUUCCGCUCAUUACUCUCCCCAAACCUCGAAACCUUUUCGUGUAAACACGCCCCGGUUCUCAAAACUUUCUUCCUCUCAGUAGGAACCGACGUCGAGCUUUGUUUCAUGCGGACUUUCAGUUACAUGCUGGCGAAAUCUCUCCUUUUCCGGGACAUCGGAAUGGGAGCGUUAACGCCGGCGAAGCCGACAAGCGUGAGCAAACUCGGCGUGAGUUACGCGACGGAGUCUCACGGGAUGUGGAUUCUGAAAGGAUAUAUUCCGGUCAACGCUAUGGAUUGCGUCGUAUCCAACCGGCGUCCGAACGUUGAGAAGAAUCCGUUCUACACGUUGAUUGAGCCUAAAGAAUCUGUGCUUAAAUACACUUUAGCCCAUCAGCAGCUCGAAGCCGUGAUUCAGUUUGAAUAUAAGGCGGCUUUCUGUGACGGGUUCAUUCAAGUUCAAGCUAAUUUGGACAACAUUCGACUCCAUGUCGUAAAACUAGGAUUCAAGAACAAAGGAGAUGGAAGCCAGGUUAAUGAAGAGGAUGUGUUGCUGAAGGAGAAGCAUUUUCCAUCGCGGGUUCGAGUUUGGGUUGGGCCUGAGGUUGGGGCUAAUUACGUGGGCAGCUUGAGUUUGGGCCGGUCCACGGAUAAUGUUGAGAGGGAGGUAGAAAUGCAGAAGAUAUUGCAAGGGAGUUUGGGGAAGGUGAAAGUUCCGAAGGUGAAGGGAAAGGCAAGAAUGGCAAGCAAGACAAAGCUGAAAAACUGGAGGUGGGACCAGGAUGUGGAUGGAAAUGCUGCUGUUUUUGAUGGGAUUUUGUGUGAUAAUACAACUGGCGCUGAGAUUGCCACGUGGAAGCCUCCUAGUGGUGGUGGAGAUAAUAGUAAUUACUUGAUGAUGGUAAAUAAUUUUGCUAGGAGGUAUAGUGGAGGGAAUAGGGCUUUUACUAAGAGUGGUGGAGUGGUGUUCGCCGGAGCGGAGGAGUUUGGCGGCGGCGGGGAGAACGGCGGCGGUGGUGUAGGGUGGAGGUUGAGUAAAGAUAUGGAAGGGAGUGUGUUGAAGUGGAGGAUUGGGGUUCAAGUUUGGUUGAGUUAUUUUCCAAAUGAUGUGAAGGCUUCAUAUUUUGAGACUAGGAUGGUGGAUUGGUGUGAUGAAGUUGACUUGCCUCUAAUUCCUAGUAAACAUACUUAGAACUUAUUGAUGAAUAUGACAUGUCCAUUAGCUUAUGACUCUUGUAUGUACGUGGUAAGUACUAUUACUAGUAAGUGAUUAUUUAUAUCUUUCACUUCGAAAAAUUAUUGUUUAAUACAUGCUGUAAUUUAUAUAUAUAUAUAUUUGAUAAAUUUGUGCUUUAUCAUUAUGAUUGGAAGGAUAACUAAUAAAUGAACAAGUUCAUUAUGAGCUAAACUUAUUUACAG